AUGGGCGUCAAGGGCCUCUGGAAGUUAUUAGAACCGUGCGGCCGUCGUAUUCAUGUCGAGACGCUCGAGAACACGACGCUCGCUGUUGAUGUCAGUAUCUGGAUGACACAAUUUGUGAAAGCGAUGCGUGACGAGGAAGGUAGACCGAUCAAAAACGCCCACGUCAUCGGCACGCUGCGGCGCGUCGCGAAGCUCCUCUAUCAUGGCGUGCGACCGGUCAUUGUGUUUGACGGCGGCGUCCCUGCUCUCAAGGAGCGGCUCAUCCGCCAGCGGCGCAUGCGGCGCGAGCGCCGCGAGGACGACGCGCGGUCCACCGCGAAGCGGCUCCUCGCCGCGCGGCUCCGCGCCGAGGCGUUGCGGAGGAAAGCCCCGGCCCAAAAUACUGAGGCGGCCUACGCGGGCGGCUUCGACCCGGGGAGCCAGGGCGAGGCCGCACCUACGAGGGCGCCGGCGCCGCGCCCCGCGCCCACGCAACCGUCACCAGAAUCGUCGUCGGACGACGACGACGACGACGGCUGCGAGUGGGAGCGCGGCGAGACCGCGGACGGUUUAGGGGUGGCGGCCGACGGCGACGCUUCCGCCGUCGACGUCGAGGCGCUCAUCGCCCUGCCGCCGGCCGUAAGGAAAGCAAGGGUCGAGGCCGUCAACCGCAAGCAGCGCGUCGCCGCGCGGCGGCGCUUGAUGCCUGUGGCCGGGGACGCCGACGAGUUCUCGGCGACGCAGCUCUCGUCGUUCCUGCAGGGCGCGACGUUCCGGCAGCGCGUCGAGCGGGCCCAGGCUGAAAGGGGAGACGACGACGCGCGCGGCGAGCGCAUCCACUCGGACCCCAAGCGGCGCUUCGUGCUGUUGCGCGACGAUGAAAACGGUCAGCAGGUCCGGGGCGGCGUCAAGGCGCGCAUGGAGCGGUUCCUGCAGGCGAACGACGAGGAGGUCGUUGAUGAUGACGAUGAUGAGGAUGACGCGCCGCCGACGUGCGCCGCGUGCGGCCGGCGGAAGAGUAGAUGCGCGUGCGCCCUGCGCCACGGCGCCUGCGCGCGGCGACCGGCGCCGCGGCCGCGGCCGACGCCGCAGACCGUCGUGCCGCUGCCGGGCCAGUCCAUCGACGAGGCCCUCGAGGAGGCCGAGCUCCGCUACGUCGAGGACUUCCCCGAGGAGUUCGCCGGGUCCGACGACGACGCGGCGCCGGCGCCGGCUCCCCUUGAUGAUGAUGGCGGCGGCGGCUUCUUCGUCGACGGCGAGGAGGAAGGCGGCGGCUUCGUCGCUGAGGACGACGACGGCGCGGCCGGCGGCGGCUUUUUCGCGGAGGAGGAGGAGGCCGCCGCGGCGCCCGCGCCCGCGGACGAGGGCGGCGGCGGCUUCAUCGUCGAAGAAGAGGAGGAGGACGCCGGCGCCGCGCCGGCGCCCGCGGCCGACGACGCGUCCGAGUCGAGCGACGACUGCGCCUGGGAGGCGGGCAACGCCGACGACGCCGCCGACGACGCCGCGGCGGCGGGCGUCGCCGUCGCCGUCCCGUGCGCCGACCCGGAGGCCUUCCGCGCGCGCCUCGCGGCGCUCGGCGACGCCGGGGCCGCGCCGCCGCCGCCGGUCGCCGCCGAGGCCGAGGACGAAGCCGACGAGGUCGACGAGGCCGCGAACCGCCAGGCGCUCGCAGCGGCGGCGCGCACGGCGUCGCAGAUGGCCGACUGGGCGGGCCGCGCGUUCCGGCGCGCGCUUGCUGACUCGGGGAGCGCGGAGCUGCUGGCACCGGCCGCCGCGCCCCCGGCGCCGGCCGCUGCGGUCCCGGCGCCGCGCGCCAUGGAGGUCGAGGCGCCCGCGCCCGCCGCGGAGCCGCCGGCGGACGCGGACGCGGACGGCGACGCCGACCUCGCCCGCGCGCUCGCCCUGUCGCGCGAGGCAGCGCCCGAGCCCGAGCCCGCCGCCCAGGCGCCGCCGGUCGUCGAGGCGCCGCCGCCCGCCCCGCGGCCCACCGAGCGGGAGCCUGAGCCCCCCGCGCCGCGGCCCGCCCCCGAGCCGGCGUCAGCGCCGCGCCCGCCGCCUAUGUCUCCCGCGGGGGCGCCGCCGCCCGCCGCCGCGCGGCCCACCGAACCGCCGCCUGCGGAGGUGCCACCGCCCGCGCCGCCGCCCACCGGCGCACAACUGCCCGCCGCCGCGCCUGAGCCGCCCGCGCCGCCCGCGGAGGAGCCACCGCCCGCCGAAGCGCCGCCGGCCGACGAUCACGACGACGACGCCUGGGCCCCGCACCGGAAGGCCGCGACGGAGGGCGGCUUCUACGAGGUCUGCCCCGACUUCGACGCGCAGCUCCAGUUCGCCCUCGACAACGCCCAGGAGGGCGACCUCGACGGCAUGGCGGCCGCCGCCGCCGCGGCCACGGACCCGCGCGAGCGGGCCGUCUACGCUUACGUCGUGGCCGCCGUGCGCGCCAAGUGCCCACAACAGCCACCUUCGUUCGCCGACGCCGCGCGCGCCGACGCGCUGGACCGAGAAGCGGCGCAAUUGCGGCGAGAGCUCGCGAGGUCAGCAAGGGACGCCGACAGCGUGACCGACGAGAUGCGCGAGGACGUCAUGGGUUUACUGGAUGAUCUCGGGGUGCCGUACAUCGUCGCUCCCAUGGAGGCCGAGGCGCAAUGUGCGGCUUUGGAACUUGCUGGAUUGGUAGAAGGCACGAUCACGGACGACAGCGACGCGUUCUGCUUCGGUGCCAAAAAGGUCUACAAGAACAUUUUCGACGACAAAAAGUUCGUCGAGGCGUAUUUUGCCGAGGACUGUCGAAGGGAGCUGAAGCUAGGUAGAUCUGAGUUCGUGUCAUUGGCUUUACUAUUAGGUGGCGACUAUGCGCACGGCGUGAAGGGCGUCGGCAUCGUGAAUGCGAUGGAGGUGCUGCAGGCGUUCCAUUUUCCCCAUGCUCAUUCGGAAAAUCAAGUCGACGCGUCGAUUUCAUCCCUUCGCAAGUUUGGGCGGUGGUUGGACGACGUGGGCAACACGCAACUCCAAGAUGCGCACGUGAAACGCUUCGCGAAGCGACAUCGGGCCGCUCGGUCGCGUUGGGAGGCGCCGCCCGCGUUUCCGAACCGCGAGGCCGCGAAGGCUUAUGUCGAGCCUCGAGUUGCUGAUGAGGACGAGUUAGCAAGGCAGCUGGGUAGAGAUAUAGAGGCGUGGGACCCGCAGUCGACGCAGCGCUUGUUCGACUGGCGCGAGCCCGACGAGAAGCGGUUACGAAAACGGUGCGCCUUGGAGCUGAACUGGGCGCCGUCGACGGCCGCCGCGGUGCUGGACCCGGUCUUCAAGCGGUGGGCGGAACGGAAGGCCGGUCGGCAGCGCCGCGUCGACGCGUUUUUUGAUUCGUACCACUCGAACAAGAAGAACGACACGCACGCAUCUAAAAGACUGCGGCGGGCCUUGGACGAGAGCGAGCCCGAGGCGCCUAAGCAGAAGAAGAAGCGGAAGCGGCGGGUCGUCGUGGAGUCGGAGGAGGAGGACGAGGAAGACGACUCACCGGCCCCGCCUAGGCCUAGGUCCUCGCGCGCGGCGGCGGCGAAGGCUGCUCGGCAGCUCGCCGAGGAGGAGGAGUCUGGCGACGAUUGA
Pelagomonas calceolata is the source of this 3582-nucleotide messenger RNA. The record is from the annotation of a GenBank genome assembly. NCBI's taxonomy places the organism in Eukaryota, Pelagophyceae, Pelagomonadales, Pelagomonadaceae.